AUGAAUUCUUUCCUGCUCACAAUCAGCUUCUUUGCUUGUCAGCUUUUCACUUCGGUGAUUAGUACAUGUCCUACUGGUACAGCCAUUGACGCGUAUGAUUAUUGCUUCUAUCCAUUCCCCGAUCCGAUGACUCAAGGAGAAUAUCUCCAAACCAACUACGAGGAUGCAAAGCGAAACUGUGCCUAUAAGCUCACGGAAAGCAAACUUGAUAACAGU
Molecule: messenger RNA, 216 nt
Organism: Mesorhabditis belari
Lineage: Eukaryota; Metazoa; Nematoda; Chromadorea; Rhabditida; Rhabditidae
Source: the annotation of a GenBank genome assembly